Messenger RNA from Cooperia oncophora, 516 nucleotides. NCBI's taxonomy places the organism in Eukaryota, Metazoa, Nematoda, Chromadorea, Rhabditida, Trichostrongylidae. The record is from the annotation of a GenBank genome assembly.
AUGGCGACCGCGGAAAGUCCUGCGGAAAAGAAGCGAAGCAGCACGAACAAGCAUGAAUCGACCACAUUACCUGCUAAGUUGGAUAAUAAGAAAAAGAAGCAUAAACCUAUGUCGCAACAACCAAAGUCACAGUCAUUUGAUGUCCUCCUUGAGGAGGACCCAGCAGUAUUGGUGGAGGCUCUGGAAACGAUAGCCGCUGAGCAGCCGAUAGUUGCUCGUAGUAUUCCGAAACACGCAAAGAUCACUAAACGAGAAGAUCGAAGCAUGCGAAAUUGUUUGUUUGAACAAGAGGUGUACGACUCCAUGUUAAUUGAUUCUCUGCGCGUAUGUGAUCUACUUCAAACACAUCUCGACGAGUGUAUCACGUCGGUUCGGGCAAAGAGCCCAGAAAAUUGCCACGAUACUUCGCAGGAUGGGCGAGAUUCUGGGCGAGGAGCAUCAUCAGCUUCAUCAACAAUUUCCAGUAGCCCUGGCACGAAACGACCACUGAAAUCGUGCAUACGUGCAGAUCUCUGA